GUGUGUGUGGCUGGGGAUUCGGUGGGUGGGGUCAUUAUUUGGCAGGGAGCGGCAGAGAGACGAGCAUUUCCUAGAUACCCACAGCAACGCGUGGAUUCAUUCCGCUUCCAUCACUUCAGAGGCGAGCCGGCGGAUUUUCUGGGCUGUUUAAACUUACUGGCUAGGUUUGGAAAGCCGUCCGUUUGGAAAUAAAUCACAGCAUCGUAUUUCCUCGGAAGUGUUUUGUUCCUGUACCGGGCCUGUCAUCACUGAAGUAAACAUGACGAGCGCUACGUCCCCGAUCCUGCUAAAAUGGGACCCCAAAAGUCUUGAGAUUCGCACACUGACUGUGGAGAGGUUGCUGGAGCCGUUGGUCACACAGGUGACCACCCUGGUCAACACCAGUAACAAAGGUCCAUCCAGUAAGAAAAAGGGACGCUCCAAGAAAGCUCACGUGCUGGCUGUUUCCGUGGAGCAGGCUACACAGAACUUUCUAGAAAAGGGCGAGCAGAUUGCUAAGGACAGCCAGGACCUGAAGGAGGAGCUUAUCGCAGCUGUAGAGGACGUUCGCAAGCAAGGUGAGACGAUGCGCGUGGCCUCCUCAGAGUUUGCGGAUGACCCCUGCUCCUCUGUGAAACGGGGCACCAUGGUCCGUGCUGCCCGUGCCCUCCUUUCUGCUGUCACUCGCCUCCUCAUCCUGGCUGACAUGGCUGACGUCAUGAGGCUCCUGGCUCACCUCAAGAUCGUGGAAGAAGCUCUAGAAGCCGUCAAGAACGCCACCAAUGAGCAGGACUUGGCCAAUCGCUUUAAGGAGUUUGGGAAAGAGAUGGUCAAACUCAACUAUGUUGCUGCUCGCAGACAGCAGGAGCUGAAGGACCCUCAAUGCAGGGACGAGAUGGCGGCAGCUCGAGGGGCUCUUAAGAAGAACGCCACUAUGCUCUAUACUGCUUCCCAGGCCUUCCUGCGCCACCCCGACGUGGCUGCUACACGUGCCAACCGCGACUAUGUCUUCAAGCAGGUCCAAGAGGCCAUUGGGGGCAUCUCCAGCUCUGCUCAGGCCACUUCACCCACCGACGAGAAGCACGGGCACGCUGGCAUCGGCGAGCUGGCUGCCGCUCUCAAUGAGUUUGAUAAUAAGAUCAUUUUGGACCCGCUAACAUUCAGUGAGGCUCGCUUCAGGCCGUCACUUGAGGAACGUCUGGAGAGCAUCAUCAGUGGCGCCGCCCUCAUGGCCGACUCCUCCUGCACACGUGACGAUCGCCGCGAACGCAUCGUAGCCGAGUGCAACGCCGUGCGCCAGGCCCUGCAAGACCUGCUGAGCGAGUACAUGAACAAUACCGGAAGAAAAGAAAAAGGAGACCCACUGAAUUCAGCUAUUGACAAGAUGACCAAGAAGACCCGUGAUCUUCGCAGACAGCUAAGGAAGGCUGUUAUGGACCACAUAUCUGACUCUUUCCUGGAGACCAACGUGCCUCUGCUGGUGCUGAUAGAGGCGGCCAAGAGCGGUAACGAGAAAGAGGUUAAGGAGUAUGCGCAGGUCUUCCGCGAACACGCCAACAAGCUGGUGGAGCUCAUUUCAGCUUGCUUACAACAACCUUCACUCUCUCUGUUCCGCUGUUGUGGAAUGACAUUUCAACCUCCACCUGAUCUACUGAAACCAUCACAAACUUCAGUCUGAAGACGCAACUCCACGAGCACUUACUAUCUAACCUA
Messenger RNA from Sinocyclocheilus rhinocerous, 1692 nucleotides. RefSeq names its product catenin alpha-2-like. Gene Ontology annotation, cellular component: catenin complex; actin cytoskeleton; adherens junction. Gene Ontology annotation, biological process: cell-cell adhesion; cell migration. NCBI's taxonomy places the organism in Eukaryota, Metazoa, Chordata, Actinopteri, Cypriniformes, Cyprinidae. The transcript is spliced from 10 exons. Bases 260 to 1657 code for a protein of 465 amino acids. The record is from RefSeq and is a predicted model, not a curated record. Gene Ontology annotation, molecular function: actin filament binding; structural molecule activity; beta-catenin binding.